This is a messenger RNA of Archocentrus centrarchus (flier cichlid), 1468 nucleotides long. RefSeq lists its product as uncharacterized. Bases 174 to 554 code for a protein of 126 amino acids. The transcript has 4 exons. The record is from RefSeq and is a predicted model, not a curated record. Lineage: Eukaryota; Metazoa; Chordata; Actinopteri; Cichliformes; Cichlidae.
AUCUGGUCAAGUGAAGGGAAGAAAGGCAUCAGUGUGACACUCGCGAAGGUGAGCAAGUCAGCUUUCCUCCUGAGGCUUUCUUCUUGAAUCGUCCCUCGACUGCAGUGGCGUCCAGCUUACAACCUGAGGAGUCUCUUUAACUACGCUGAUUAAUUCCCCGAUUUCGUGGCACAAUGAAACUGAAUCUUCUACAGACUUUUUGCCUUCUCGGCACAGUAAUGCUGUGUGGAGCACAGGAGGGCAGCACAGUAACAAGUGUUCCAGCCAGUUCAACCACUGCAGCCAUGGUCACCUCAAGUGCAGCUGCCUCCACCGCAUCUAUCGCAACCACAGCUGACAUAUCCAACAUAACCACAGCCGAUGCAUCCAAUAUGACCACGGUCGACACGUCCAGCACCACUAUUUCUGAAUCAGUUGCCCCCAGUCCAACACCUAAUAACGAUGGAGGGCUUUCAUCAGGUGCAAUAGCAGGCAUCACCAUCGGCUCUAUUGCUGGCGUGGCUCUAAUCGGUGGUGGCGUCUUUGGUGCACUCAAGUACACGAAGAGGAUCUAAGACCAGCGGUUGUAUAACAUGGAUUUAAAUGGUUAUAGAGCACCAGAUGAAACAUGUUCUAUCCUGAGAUCAGACUUAAUCCAGAUCAUGCUAAGUGGACAGAGAAAGGUUUAACUGUCUGAAAGGCCCAAGAAGAAAUAAAAUGAUAUAUGUGUAAUAUAUGUAUAUCCAAGAUUAUGGUAUCAUGGGCCAAGAGGAAGACAUAGUAAUUUCACCACUUAGCUGUUUUGAUUGUGUCACUGAAAACCAGAAAAUAAUCCUUAGCUGAUCAAUAAAUUUACAUUAUAAUAUGAAAUGCAUUUUAUAUAUUUAUAUCUUUAUUGACAGAUUCUGCUCAUCUAGUGGGUUUAAAUGUAUUUAAUUUUAUGACUGUAUCUUCAUAAUAUCCCUCACAUGUUUUAUGUUUUGCUUCAGUAUGAAGGGUAGAUUCUAUUUAACCAUAAUAAGUCUCAUUUUGUAUAGAGACAAGGGUGCAUACAUGUAAGCUUUUGUGUUCUUUUAUAAAGGAAAAAACAUCUAUGUAAGUGGAUACAUAUAUUUCUUUUUAAGCAAAGUAAUUUAACUUUAUUGAUAACAUUUUCUUAAGAUUAAUUUGGCUUUUUGCUCAGAUGCUGUGAUUUUCUAGUGAAAACCUGUGCAAUUACCAUGUAUUAAAUAAAUAACUGCCUGUUCCACCCCUUUUCUUUAUCUGCCCUUUAUAGCAUGAUACAGUAUCUAAUUAAGGAGUGGCUCGAGCCAUCUAGGUAAAAUCCAGCUGUUGAUUACGCACGUAUUUUUUCUGUAGCUGAGUUGUUUGUUCAGUUUAUGAAUUUAUGAUUUUUCCACCCAUCACGGGUUCAGCGCUUCAGUUUAUUGUUGGUAAAGACAGAGCAAAAACCAAUCACUGGAACUUGACUGAGAAACAAAUAUUUUGU